This is a messenger RNA of Entelurus aequoreus (snake pipefish), 4973 nucleotides long. Its product is annotated as protein TALPID3-like. The transcript is spliced from 24 exons. The coding region runs from base 323 to 4201 and encodes 1292 amino acids. Lineage: Eukaryota; Metazoa; Chordata; Actinopteri; Syngnathiformes; Syngnathidae. Gene Ontology annotation, cellular component: ciliary basal body; centriole. The record is from RefSeq and is a predicted model, not a curated record. Gene Ontology annotation, biological process: smoothened signaling pathway.
ACGCUUUUCCGCUCGGGACCGGAAGCGAUCUUUGUUUCCAGCAAGCGCUCAGACACUUUUUCCUCACUACCGUUUUUGAGUUUGCUACAAAGACACUCUUUAAAACUUCACGGGAUACAUUUUAUUGACGAAAACAUGUUUGUUUUUCCAGAGCUUGUCUGUGUGCUUUUACGUAACACACUUUCAGCGGGAACUUUGAAGCCGGUUAGCGGGGAAUGAGCUAACACCUUAGCCUCGUCGUCUCCAGGGCGAUUUUAAAGUUAAUUAAAAAAAUUAUUUUGUUUCAUAUGUUUAAUAUUGAGUUUUGUCUGGGAAAAUAAACAUGUUGUCUCAGGCGGUCCGCGGGGACGUGGGUCAGAACCAGUCCUCUUUCAAUUCCGACACUGGAGAACUUCUCAUGCGCUCCACUCGGGCUCUUAUCGCCGCUAGUAGCCUUGCCACUGGGUCGGCGACCGGUCCCGUGCGGUUAACUAUCCGAAAAGUGUCCGACGACUACAGGCAGAUCUCCAAACAAGGGAAGCCGCGGUCGAGGCUUCGACACGAGCCAGACACCGGAGCCCCUCUUAGGACACGAACCGACAUUCAGCCCGUAGGCGCACCUGUCAUUGAACGCAGCUGUUUGAACCAAAGUGAAAGUGAUUCCUGUCCAGGUCACAAGCUGCUGACAUCACACUUUGAGGAAGGGACUCGUGGCCUGGUGCUGGCGGCCCUCAAGCAACGCGCUUGCGCCCCCCAGAGGCGCAACGUAAAAGUUCAGCUUCUAGACCCUCCCAGCAGCCGCCAUGACGCUCAGAAGAGGGCAGACAUCUUGGCUGGUAACCACGGAGACCUCAGCCACGCCCCCGUCACUGCUGCAGCGCAAAUGGCUCAACCAGAGAUGGCGUGUGAAGGGUUUCAGCAAGGUGACAUCACGGACAGGCAGCGUGGGAAAAGUGGGCGGAGCCAGGUGACAGUGCAGCACCUGGAGGCGCUGCACAGCCGCCGCUUGGAGCUUCAGAACCAACUUCUCGAGUCGGCGCUCAGCUUCGUCACUCGCUACACCCCUGUCACGCCUGAGCAGGAGCACACCUAUCAGCAGGUGCCUCGCAUGAGCUCUGCAGUAAACAUCGACUCAUCAACCAGAACCAGCAUCGAGAGUGACCCAGUUACCCUGGCAACGCACACAGAUCAAAGCAGGGAUGCCUGCCAUCAGAGAGGCACUGUUUCCGUGGCAACCCAAGCCACUGACAGCCAAGUGUUGAUGGAGGCCUUUCCCGUGCAGACCGAGGCGAGGACACCAUUGAUCCCAAUCCACGGCGGCGCCUUCAUCUUCGAUCACGUUUCAUCCGUCAAACUCCCAGCGGCACCGCUUCCCAACGGGCCUGAGGUCCCGUCCAUGCUGGAGGAGGCCAGCCGGGUUCUCCGCCAGGUUCAGCGGCGGAAGAAAGUUCUGGAGGAGAACCUGAAGGUUGUGGCAAGAGUUCGAAGCGGAGAGAUCUUGCACUCUCAGCUGAAGGCCCUGGUUCCUAACAGAGACCAUGGCGAGCAGGUCCGUAUUAAGAGGACAGUGGACGCCUGGAUCCAUCUGAUCGACAGAGACGUCCAGGCCAAGGUGGAGGCGCAGGCGUCCCGGCGCCAACGCGCAGACGGCACUUUCUUUCCGCAGCAGGCGGCGCCGGGGAAUAGAGGUCCUGCCCACACAGGCAGAGCAUCGGGAGCGCGGCGCAAGGUGGCGGCGGCAAAAGGACACACCACUGGAACAAGAACGGAGGCGGAGCCUGCUUUGGAGCGGCCGGAUGACGAGUCGUACCUUACUCGUGUGUACGGCGAAGCCCCGCGAGACGGCCUUAGGAAGAGCCCCUACCCACGCUCAGGCUCUCUUCCCUUGCCACCUGACAGGAAGCUCCGCCCACAUCUGGUGCCGCUCUUGAAAGCAAGUACAAAGAAGGAUGCUGCGCAGGUGUUUUCUGUCUCAAAGACCAGUCUGGCACCGCCUCUCAACUCAUCACCUGGGCGACACCUGUCCUCCCAGCUGACCUCAAGUGACCCGUCUAAGACCCCUGCAGAGACGGCCAUGGCUGUCCCCCUGGCUCACCCAAGGAUAGGCCCCUCCCCGAGGUGUCAACAGGAGGGGACCUCAGUUCCUGUUACCUGCUCCCCAGUGGACCACGCUCUACCUGAGCCCCCCAGCCAGCAGCUGCAACCAGUAGAUGAAGAUGAAGGGGAAGCACCGCCGCCAUCUUUCACUGUCAACGUCACAGACGGGAAGAACGAGGGAGAGGGUGGAUUUCCUGGAAGUGACUUCUUGUGUGCGGCUGACGUGGGUGAGGACUCUGUCCCGGAGGAGGUACAAGUACAUUUGGACGGAGCUGUGUCUCCCCCUCCGGUCUUGUAUCAGGUCUUGGCCCCCCAGGACCAGGGCUUGCAUCCCGUCCUCCACCGGGACUCUGCGGCGGGUGGUGACGGCGAUCUGGUGAAGCGUCUGGCGCUACGGGUGGAGCAGCAGCUCAUGUCAAGGAUGAUCUCUGACUUGUACCCGCUGCAGACCCCUGAACCCCAGCGCAACCAUGCCACGGAGCCAUCAAAGGUGGAAAGGCGCAGUCUAACUUCCGCAGUCGUGGAGGCAGCAGGUGACACGGGUCUGCAGCACGUGGGGGACACCAAUCUGCACGUGGACUCUGUUUUAGUCAAGCAAAUGGUCCAUGAGGUUCUGGCCAUGAUAGUCACUCAGGUUCUUGGACAGAGGGAGGCUCCAGAUCCCCCACCAGAUCUACGACCAGAUUUAGGACAAGGACCAAAGAUAAGAACAGAUCCACGACUUGAUCCAGUAACAUAUCUAGGACUAGAGACAGAAAAAGAACCAGGACUUGAAAUAAGAACAGAACCGGGACCCGAGCUAAGAACAGAUCAAGAGCUACGAUCAAAUCCGGUAACAGAACAAGGAUCAGAGCUAGGACUAGAUCCAGCACCAGUGUUAGGAUCAGAUCCAGGAACAGAGCUAGAAUCAAAUCCAGGACCAUAUUCAGCACCAGAGCUAGAAUCAGAUCCAGGAGUAGAGCAAGUACCAGCUCUCGCACCAGAGGAAGCAGCAGAUCCAGGACUAGAGUUAGUAACAGAUACAGCAGCAGAGGAAGCAGCAGAUCCAGGACUAGAGCUAGGAACAGAUCCAGCAGCAGAUCCAGGACUAGAGCUAGGAACAAAUCCAGCAGCAGAGGAAGCAGCAGAUCCAGGACUAGAGCUAGUGACAGAUCCAACAGCAGAGGAAGCAGCAGAUCCAGGACUAGAGUUAGUGACAGAUCCAGGACUAGAGCUGGUGACAGAUCCAGGACUAGAGCUAGUAACAGAUCCAGCAGCAGAGGAAGCAGCAGAUCAAGGACUAAAGCUAGGAACAGAUCAAGAAACAGAGGAAGCAGCAAAUCCAGGACCAGAGCAAGAAGCAGAUCCAGGACCAGAGUCAGCCCCAGAGCUAGUAACAGAUCCAGCAGCAGAGGAAGCAGCAGAUCAAGGACUAAAGCUAGGAACAGAUCAAGAAACAGAGAAAUCAGCAAAUCCAGGACCAGAGCAAGAAGCAGAUCCAGGACCAGAGUCAGCACCAGAGCUAGGAACAAAUCCAGCACCAGAGGGAUCAGCAGAUGAAGUGAAGAUGCUUCCUGUGCUUCCUGUGCCAAUCACAGCUUCAGAUCCGUUAGGCACGCCCACCUCCCCUGACGGACUUCCUCCUGAUGUCCGCAUGUCAUUGGGAGACUCCUUGGACCAGGAGAUGCCGGUGGAGCACACCAUGAUGCAGAGGUCAGAAGAAGAGUUGGCUACGCCCCCUGCUCGGGUUGACCCAGAGUCCAGCUCCAGUUCUUGUGAUGAAAGCACUUUGAUGACAGGAAGUGACAGUGCACUCCAACAGCUGUCAGAGGGAGAACUGGUCGUCUGUUUCAAGCAGCCCGACUCAUUGACAGAGAGCAGUUUGUCCAGCUCCCUUCACGACAUGGACUUUGACCCCCCCAGCGAAGGGCAGGUCAAAGGUCAUAUGUUCCAUUCACACACACUGCAAGAUGAAAGAUCACAGGGUGAGUGGUGGAGGGGGGAGGAGGAACUAAGUCUGGGGGAGGUGCCUGGUGCUCACAGGAAGCUGAUGUCGCAAUCAAGUGCACCUCGCCGAGACAUCGCUUCUUGUGCUGGCCAAGAGCAGAAUAUAUCUUCUGAUGAGAUUUCGAGUCAUUUCUUCUAGUACUUUUCUACUUUUGAAGUUCAGCAGCACUUUAAUGAAGCAAAAUAAAAUCCCUCUAGGAAGUUUUUAAAAUCAUUCAUGCAGUCUUACUUGCUGAUGUUUUUCUUUCAUUUUGCUUUUCAUCAAAUGAAAACAAUUUGAAUUGUCAGAGAGCACUUCGUGAAGGGUCCAACAGGAAGUUGUCGGCAGGAGGAGGAGGACGCAGGUUGGAAUCCCUGGUACCCUGACAGACUGAAGAGGCAAACAGCCGGCAGAGGUCUGUGCUUACUCAAAGGUACAAUUUCAAUGUCAAAACACUGCUUGGCAUACAUCUAACCUUUUACUAUUGUUAUUAUUAUUAUUAUUAUUGUUCACAUUCAGUGUUGGGGACAAGAUUCCUAGCUUUUUUAAGAUAAUUUAACAAAUCUACACCUCAGUGUCAUAUACUUUGGUGUUUCACUAAUGCCAACUGUUAGCAUGCUAACUUUUUUAGCUCAUUUUGCUCAUAUUUUUUGCUACUUGACGCUGUCUGGCCAGCGUGCUAACUGUUAGCAUUUCAGUUUGGCUUUUCAGCAUUCGCAUUUUCUUGUUCUUUGAAACAAAUCAAAAUAUUCUACUGGUUUUGAAGGUGGAAAAUAAUAUUUAGUACGGCUCCAUUCUGAGUUUCCUGAAGAAAAGUCUAGUUAGUGAAGUUAUGGCGAAUAAAAGCCAAUCCUAAACAUGCAUUUAUUUCCAGUUCAUUCUUGCAGACAUGGCUGCAAACUCCAUGCCAUUUCUGACUUAGCUCCACUCC